AUGAAGUAUCUCCACACAAUGGUGCGCGUUACCGACAUUGACGCCUCGCUGAAUUUUUACUGCAAUGCCCUGGGCCUGGAAGAACUGCGCCGCUACGACAGUGAGCAGGGCCGUUUUACCCUGGUCUUUCUGGCGGCACCCGGCGACAGCUCAGCCCAGGUAGAAUUAACCUACAACUGGGAUCCGGAAACAUUAUCCGGCGGUCGUAACUUUGGCCACCUUGCCUACGCAGUUGAUGAUAUUUACGCCACCUGCCAACGUCUGGCAGAUCAUGGUGUCAUCAUCAAUCGGCCACCGCGCGAUGGGCACAUGGCAUUUGUACGCUCGCCAGACGGCGUUUCGGUUGAGUUGCUGCAAAAGGGUGAAGCCCUGGUUGGGGCUGAACUUGAACUCGAAGAUAUCGAUCUGAUGGCAGGUGCAAAUCGACAACCUGAAUUCCUGAAAAUCAACCCUGCGGGACAACUCCCCUGCCUGCAACUUGAUGACGGCACCCUGAUUGCAGAAAUCACUGCGAUCUGUGAAUACCUCGAUGAAGUGUCAGAUGGACCCUCUCUGAUGGGCGAAACCGCCGAGGAGCGCGCAGCAACACGCAUGUGGACUCGCCGAGUAGAUCUGAAUAUCUGUGAACCCCUGGCAAACGGCUUCCGCUACUCAGAAGGCAUGCCUAUUUUUCAGGAAAGAAUGAUCACCAUUCCCGCUGCAGCAGAUAGCCUGAAGCAGAUUGCCCGCGAAAAAACCGCCUGGCUGGACGGCUUGAUGACAGAUGGCCGCAGCUUUAUUGGCGGCGAAAAGGUUUCCCUGGCAGACGUGCUGCUGUACUGCAUGCUGACAUUCGGUAAUGCUGUGGGGCAGCCUUUUGACCAGAAUCUCAGCCAUAUCAAAGCCUGGUACGAUCGCAUGGCAGCAAGACCCAGCGCGGCAGCCUGA
Molecule: messenger RNA, 927 nt
Organism: Symbiodinium pilosum
Lineage: Eukaryota; Dinophyceae; Suessiales; Symbiodiniaceae
Source: the annotation of a GenBank genome assembly